AUGAUGACGAACAUUGCAAAGUUGCAUGUGAAAGAUACCUCCAAAGAUACUACUUACAUUCGCCCCUUUUCAACUAAGUUUGAUUAUGACUUAUUUCGUUCAUUUUUAGCUCUUUCUGCUAAGUUAGGGUUUCAUAUCAAUCACUUACAAUUUACUGACCCAUGCCAUGAUGCAGUGCUCAGAAGUACUGAUGAAAUUUAUGUGAAACAGCCCCCAUUAUUCAAUUCCUCUACAUACCCAAACCAUGUUUGGAAAUUGAAGAAGCCAAUUCCUGGAUUAAGGAUUAUUCCAUUACGUUGGGCUGAAACAAUAAAAGAAACUUUAAUUUAUCUUGGGUUUAAAGAAGCAACUGCUACAAGAUUUUUUUUCAAGCACAUUCCCAAUGACAUUAUACUUGCAUUUCCAUAUGGUGAAAAUGUAUUAUUUGCUUCGUCAGAAACUAGUAUCCUAACUGAACUAAAGAAGAAGUUAAAAAAACGUUUUUCUUAUAAAGAUCAAGGCGAAUUAAAAAAAAUCUUUGAUUUAAAUAUUAUGAACAAGCCUAAACACUAUAUUUCAAUCACAUGUGAUGAUUAUGUGAGCACUUUAAUUGAACAUUUCGAUAUGACUGUUGAAAAACCAAUUUUAAAACCAUUGCCAUCAAAAUUUGAUUUUACUGAUAAUUCUUCACCAUAUUUAGAAAAAAAUACUGAAUACCAUAUUGUACUAGGUUAUUUAACACAUAUCUCAGAUAUCGCUCGACCUGAUAUCUUAAGUUAUGUUAAUUUACUAUCAAAAUAUGCGAAAAAGCCUCGUGCAAUUCAUUUUAAUGCAACUCUUCAAUUGUUAGGGUACGUUUUUACAACGAGAAACUUAUCAAUUAGAUAUACAUAUAAAUCUCCGGAUACAAUUAAAUUAUACAGUAGUGGUUCUGAAAUUUUAGCUCUAAAUAAAACGUCGUUCACUUACAGUAAUAUGAUACUUUUAGGAGACUCACCAAUAUCUUGGUAUUCCAAACAAAUUUCGGUCUUUAAAUGUACAUCAUUGCCUGAUGCUGAAAUAUUUGCUGCUGGUGUGGCUGUAAGGGAAGUUGACUGGCUAGAUUAUUUGAUAGAGGAAAUAAAUUAUCACUCAUUAGGAUUGAUGAAAAAGGUGUCCAUUAUGACAAACAAACCUGAACUGAGAUUUAAGGAGAGCAAUUCUUACGAGACAUUUUCAUAUAAAGUAAAAGUACGUUACGCGAUUGUUCAAGAGGCACUAAUACUUAAAACUAUUAUAUUAAUUAAUAUUCCGGAUUCAGAACAUAUCGCAAAAAUACUGACAGACGUUAUUCCUUACAAAAAAUUUUUAACUUUACGUAAAAAGAUCUUGGUAAAGGAUAGCCAAAACAGGCCAUUGUAUUUCAUGGAGGAUUUGAGUUCCGAAGGCCUUAAUUAA
Molecule: messenger RNA, 1416 nt
Organism: Henningerozyma blattae CBS 6284
Lineage: Eukaryota; Fungi; Ascomycota; Saccharomycetes; Saccharomycetales; Saccharomycetaceae
Exons: 1
Coding region: 1-1416 (471 amino acids)
Source: RefSeq, a predicted model, not a curated record